GGAAAAUUCUUCGUUUGAUUUUCCGCCAUCUUGGAUUCUUCAGAACAUACAAUGCAGUCUGGGAAGAGAAUAAAAUAUUAGUACCCAGUCUUUUCGCAUUUCAUGCGCGUGUAAUGUCUGCCCAACAUAAACAUGGCGAACUUUGAACAACUUUUCAUGGAUUGAGAAAGCCUUUGUUUGGAGAAAAAUCCAGACGAUCCAUUGGAGAAUGAUGGAGGCAUUUAUUAUUGAUCCAGCUAGACUAAUAACUGACAUAGUGGGUUGCAUAUCAGAAUUAAGAAAUGUACACCAGUCAUCACAACUACCUGUGACUGAUGAUGAGACAAUUCUUCAUAAGUUUUGUGUCAAGCUUGAAACAGUUCUAAGACACGAACAGAAGGAUAAGUACUCUCUUCUUGGAGUUAGAAAGGAUUACUGGAAUUUUAUUAGUGAAUGCAUUCCUAAAGAUGAUGGGGUACGACUUGUUCAUGCCAUCCCGCAGGUCAAGACACCUCAGGGCAAAGGACGAGCUUUUAUUCGAUACUCUCUGACAAAAAAGUCAUUGGCUGAUGCAAUUCAAAGGUGCUUGGUUAAACGAAAACAACUGAGUGCAUACUUUGGCCCUGAGGCAAUUCUCUGCCACCCAUCUUUGUCAACUGCUCUGGUUAACAAGUUGUAUGACUUGAAUGAUCUUGAGUUUGAUCUUCCUGUUGCUGGACAUGAGCUCGAUAUUUCAUGGCCAGCUUUCACAAGGAGACCCUUAGGAGAUCGUCAAGGCUCAGUGUCUGGUCGAAGAAGCAGUAUAAGCAGUGUAACUAGUGUCGAUUUAAGGAAUGAGAGGCCCGAUCCUCUGAUUGGUCUAGCAUCAGAAAUCACCGCAUUAACAACAAUUUUAGGGGAUGAAAAUUCUCUUGGAAAGACAGAGCGAAGUGAAGCUGGUUUCGAUAAUGUCAGCAUUGGCGAUUCAGCGGUCGAUACCCCCAACAUUACUGAUAUGACGUUGGAAAUUUCUCAUCUUCACCAACGGAUUCUAAAAUGGAAGGGUGAUCUGGAAUCUCAGUUGUCUAAAGCUUGUCAUGAUGCGAAGAAAGCGCACGACGAACGAAUAUUUGCUAACCAAGAACACGAGCUUAAAGUCAAACAACUGAACGAACGAUACACCAAUUUGACGAAAGGUGUGUCGGAAGAGAUGAACACUAAAUUCAAAGAAUUGUCUGGGAAGUUAACAACAGCUGAAAGGGCCCUGAGUGAAAGAGAAGCCGAAAUUGAAAAGCUUAAAGAUGAAGUGAAGGUGUCUGUGAGUGCGUCUCACGAAGCACAAAGAUCCGCGAUAGAACUUGAAAGGAAGAUCACGGGUUCUGAGAGAAAAAAUAGCGAACUGUCUUACGAAUGCGAGCAAUUAAAAGAGCGAUUUAAACGGAAGGAUGAGAUGGCUAGUGAGCUGGAAGCAAAACUUUCGGAACUUAGAGAAAAAUGUAACAAACUUGAACUAUCCGAAGCGGAAUCGAACAAGAGAAUCGCGGAGCUACAAGGAGAAAUAAAAGCUAAAGAGGUCGUGUUAGAGAGAGUUCAAGAAUCGUAUGAAAAGCUAAACGGGAUGGUGUUUGGGUCCUUUGAAGAACUAGAAUCCGAGCUGAAAAGUAGGUUAGUGGAUAGAGAGAGAGGAUUACAAAAUCAAAGCGCUGAGAACAGACGUCUGGAGACAAGCAUUGUGGAAAUCAAGCAACAAAAUAGAGACCUUAGUAAUAAACUUGAGGAAGCUAAUGCAAAAAUCGCCGACCUGGAAAACGCCAGCAUUGAGACUGACACUGUUAUUCGAGAUUUGAAAAAUCAGCUGAACUCUGCAGAACAGAACCAAGACACGUUUAUGUUGGAAUUAAAAGAUACUCUUCAGCCAGUGGAAGGUGUGGAUGUCCCGGAUGGUAACCAUGUGAUGAAGGAUUUUAGAAAAAUGAUUUUAAAGCAAGCCAAGAAUCUUGUAGCUGAAAUGUCCAUCCUCCAUCGUCAGUUGGACGAGAGAAGUACGCAGAAGGAAAAACUAGAGGAGCAUGUGGCUGAGCUGCAGGAUAACAUUGAAAAGAAGAAGAAACAAAUCAUAGAUUUACACGAAGAAGUGGACACCUCUCGCAGGAGAAUUACGUUUAUUGAUGAAGAAAAAGACAUCCUUGAAAAGGAAAAACUUAAGGCAGAUAACAGACUGGCAGAGCUGGAGGAGUCCGAGGAGACUCUGCAGUCCAAUAUCUCUUUCCUUGCAGAAGAAAAAUGCAAAGUCCUCGAUGAAUUGACACAACUGAAGGGAAUUAGAGAAGAAGAGGAAAAACUCAGAUCGGAGGCGCAUGACGAACUCGAGUCCCUGAAAGCCCAGCUUGGAGACACGGCGCAGUCCAAACAGAAGCUAGAAAACGAACUGGCAACUAUCACAGACUCUCUUCAAACUAUGGAUGCCGAGAAGAAAGAUCUGGAUGGCCAACUGAGAUCGCUGGAAGAGAAAAUGUCUUCUGUACACGACGAGAGAAUCGGCCUUGAGCACGAGUUAGAUGUUGCCAAGGAACAAUUGGAGGCAGCCAAUGAGGCGAGAAUUCGAGCUGAGCAGAGUCAGGUCAGGUCGCAGGAGCAACUGGAGAGCCUGCAGUGCAUGAUGGAUCAGGAGAUCGCAGCGCUUAAAUUUCAACUCAGCUCGGAGACUAUGAAGUAUGAAACAGAGCUUAAGACUUUGUCGCAACAAAUCCAAGAGUAUAACGGCGUGAAAGAACGUUUAUCAGAACAGGGCGAAAUGAUCACAGACCUGGAGAACCGCUUAAAAGAACGAAAUGAUACCCUGCAACACGACAAGCAUAAAUACGUGACGGAAAUAAAACAUCUACGAAGCGAGGUGCAACAAUAUAAAAAUGGAUUUGACGAAAACAAGCUUAGAAUGCGCGCAUUGGAAAAUGAGCUUCUCCUGGCUGCCAAACAGUUAGAGGAGGAACGCUCCAGACAAAGAGAACUGAAGAAAAAGGUGGAAGAAUACGAAGAAGAAAAAGGUGUACACAGUCUUCGAUACGAAAAAAAGAUUUCCCAGUUCAAAGAAGACAUGGAUGAGUUGAAAAAAAGGCUGGUAGAAUUAACAAGAGAAAAAGCGGAGUUAUGGAAGAAAGCGGAUGACAUGGAGCACGAGAUCAAGGUGAAAGCGGACGACAGAUGGAUGGACGAUAGUGAAGUUUCUCACUGCCUCAGUUGUAAAGCUGAGUUUUCGUUCCUCUUGAGAAAGCAUCAUUGUAGAGUGUGUGGUCGUAUUUUUUGUCACAACUGCUCCAACAAUUGGGUUCAAACUCCUCACAGCAGAAAACUCCGUCGUGUUUGUGAAGAUUGUUCAAAAUCCGAUAAACGGCUUAAUGCUCAACUUGUGGGAAAACCUUCAGACGUGGACGACGAUCCGACAUCAGACGUCAGUGAUUUGCAGUCAAAUCGGAGGGAAAGCCUGCUGAGUUUCCAGGAUGACGAAGGGGGCCUGGGCGCUGAUGACGACCCUCAGCCUGGUCCCAGUACUUCUGGUGUAGUUCUCCCGGGUUGUCCCCAGUCCACCUCCACUCCUAAAAAAUCCGACAGAAAAGGAAGCAGCGAUAAAGAGCGCAGCCAAAGUGUGACAAGUGGUGAGAAUCACAAAUACACCACCUUGAAAAGUGCCAAGAAGUCCGCAGCCAAAGAAGCAGCCAAAAAAUCUGUGGAAGAAAAACCUGAGCCUGACCAUUCAUCAAAGGAGGAAGAAGAAGAAGAAGAAGAAUAUGAGUUUUUGGAGGAAGGAGACGAACAAGCGUUUGAACAGCCGCAAGCUCAAGUGGUUAUCUGUGAAAGUGACGUUAGAGAAGACUUGGCGGUACCAGCGUUGAACGAGGAGCCGGGACCGUUUUGGCACGUAACUGUACCCCCAGGAAAACGUCAUUUGAUUCCAGUACUGGUCGGAACUCAGGGAACGUCGCUAUCGUGGAAGUUUUCGACCGAAAAAAGGAGCAUACGCUUUGGAGUUGCCUUCAAACUCUCGGAGACAAAGAAGGACAGUGAGUGCGAGACCGUAGUGCCUUUAUCUCAGUGUAAUUCUCAGCAAAUUUCCAUCAAGGGUGAAAUAACAGACGUUUCUCCUGGAGUAUAUGUGCUUGUAUUCGAUAACACCUUCUCCAGAUUUACGUCCAAGCGUUUAUUUUGCAUGGUGCAAGUUGAACAAAAGGAUAAUGAACACGACUCUCUCACGUAGAAAAAGGAAACAGAUAUAAUGUAUUAUUAUAUUAGUGAUGAUGUUUUAAAUUCUUAGAUGUUUUAAUAGAACUAUUUCUAAACAAUUUUAGCGCCAUUUCUUUUAGCUAGUGAUGGAAAAAGUUGGUGUUUUUAGAAAAUGGAUUUUAGGAUAUCUCUUAAAGAGUAAACUUUUUAAAUGACCCAAGUUUUUACUACUAAUAAAAGCUGUAAGUUUUUAUUCUUAAUUUUAAAUCUAGCGUAAGUUAAACCCUUAAAAAAAUUCUUCAAUAUACUGUGGUAAUGAACAUUAUUACCACAGUACAUUGAAGAAAUGUUUUUUAAGGUUUAAGUUACCUUAAGUAAUAGUAAUAAUACUUUUUACAGCGGUAAUAUUAUAAGUCAAGUGAGAUAUAUUUGGCAAAAGAGCCUUACAUUCAAAAACUACUGAACUAAAAAACUUGAAAUGUGUCUGUCCAUACGCACAUUUGUUCAAGCUUUACGAUCUUCCUUAAAACACUAUGAUUCGGUUCAGAUACUGAUCUUUUCAUUUGUUGAAUAGAUAUUAAUCCAUUUUACCGUAUUUUGACGGUAGUCUCUUUUUUGCUUCAACAUGAAAGAAAACUUUUUUUUGAUUUUGGACGAUGUGAAUCCGACUUGUGCAAAGUUUAGUGCCUGAACCGGGCCAAGUCCUUUUU
This is a messenger RNA of Pocillopora verrucosa, 4886 nucleotides long. Its product is annotated as FYVE and coiled-coil domain-containing protein 1. Gene Ontology annotation, biological process: positive regulation of autophagosome maturation; plus-end-directed vesicle transport along microtubule. Lineage: Eukaryota; Metazoa; Cnidaria; Anthozoa; Scleractinia; Pocilloporidae. Gene Ontology annotation, cellular component: lysosome; autophagosome; late endosome. The record is from RefSeq and is a predicted model, not a curated record. Gene Ontology annotation, molecular function: metal ion binding.